AUGGUCGAUUUUGAAUCGCUAUUGGCAGUUGCUAAAGUUUGUAUGAGAUGGCAACAACUCUGUUUGACCCCCUGCGUUUGGGAUAAAACACGCCUCAUAGUAUGUAUGAAGAACUAUGUGAGGAUAAGUGAAAACAUAGUGCCUUUUGUCGCUAAGUAUGUGAAGAAUGUUAAACUACAGUAUUUCAAGUUAUAUUCUCAAGUGAGGGCUUCCUUAAUAAGCUACUGCCCUAAUCUGACUCAUUUAGAAAUAAGUAUAUCUCAAGUAGACAGCUGUAUCUUUGAUGAUCUAGGUUGCUGGCCAAACCUAAAGUUCUUGAGUUUUCGAAAUUCGCUAAUAGUGAAAAAUCCUGAAAAUGCAAAUGGUAAUUUUGUUUACCAUUUGCCAUUUGAUAAGUUACAGAAUCUGGAGACCCUUGUUUUGUCAAACUUUGCCCUCACACAUGAUAGUCUGUACAAGAUGUUACAGUGCUCCAAUUUAGUCAGUAUUAGUAUGGAAAAGAUGAAGAAUAUUCCAGCUGAUUUCCUCGAGUCUCUGCUGAGAACGAAACAAACAACUCUACGAGCUUUACAUAUUUAUGGAGACACUCUGAAUGAUGAUAUAAUGCGUCACAUAUCCAAUUGUAAAGCAUUGCAAGUAUUACACAUCAUGACAUGUAAAACUCUCUUUGAUUCAAGUUUAUUGCACUUGUAUAGACUAAAAAAUAUGCAUUCAUUAAAAUUACGACAUGGUUACUUCUCAACUAGUGCUCUUCUUGCAUAUUUUACCAAUAACUCAUUUCAAAAUCUGACUUACUUAAGUCUCUCUCGUUGUCUCCAUGUCACCAUGCAAGUAGCAAAAGCCAUUAAAACAAGUGCACCCAAUCUCCAGGAACUAUCAUUCUAUCUAUGUCCAUUUAUAAUAGCUCCCAACUUUAACAGGUCAGAAUUAGAGAAAAUGUUUCAAAUUCAGUUGUUACUUGAUUGA
Spodoptera littoralis (African cotton leafworm) is the source of this 966-nucleotide messenger RNA. Lineage: Eukaryota; Metazoa; Arthropoda; Insecta; Lepidoptera; Noctuidae. The record is from the annotation of a GenBank genome assembly.